Molecule: messenger RNA, 1828 nt
Organism: Equus caballus (horse)
Lineage: Eukaryota; Metazoa; Chordata; Mammalia; Perissodactyla; Equidae
Gene: SIL1
Product: SIL1 nucleotide exchange factor
Source: RefSeq, a predicted model, not a curated record
GUUAGAAAAAUACGAGUGCGGUGGCAGAGGUGAGGAAGACCUCAGAAGAGGAAGGGCAGGAAUCCGAAGGAGGGACACACAAAAUGGAGAAGGCAGAGCUACCCUGAGGAUUCAUGAAAAGGAAAGAUGAUGUUUGUGUGAACAUGUGCAUAUGUGCUUUCAGAGAAGAAACAGGAAGUAAUUGAGGCCAGGGAGAUACUAGGGCCUUUGGGGAGAGAGCAACCAAUGACCUGGUGACAACUGGAUUCACAGGUCUCUAGCUAUGCCUCCCCAGGGUCUGCCCCUAUCUAGGAUGGCUCCUCUGGGCAUGCUGCUUGGGCUGCUGAUUGCCUCCUGCUUCACCUUCUGCCUCAGUCAUCAGAACCCGGAGUUUGCACUGACCAACACAGAGAAGAGCAGCACCAAAGAAACGGAGAGAAAGGAAACCACAGCAGAGGAGGAGCUGGACCCAGAGGUCCUGGAGGUGUUUCACCCAACCCAUGAGUGGGAGCCCCUUCGGCCAGGUCAGGCUGUCCCUGCAGGAUCCCAUGUGCGGCUGAAUCUCCAGACUGGGGCAAGAGAAGUGAAACUCCAAGAUGAAGACAAGUUCCGAAAUAAUUUGAAAGGGUCAAAAAAGGGCAAAAGGCUGAAUAUCAAUACCAACACCUACACGUCUCAGGACCUCAAGAGUGCACUGGCAAAAUUCAAGGAAGGGGUAGAGACGGAGACUUCAAAGGAAGACAAGGCAAGGCAGGCCGAGGUUAAACGGCUCUUUCGCCCUAUUGAGGAGCUGAAGAAGGACUUUGAGGAGCUGAAUGUUGUCAUUGAGAGUGACAUGCAGAUCAUGGUACGGCUGAUCAACAAGUUCAAUAGUUCCAGCUCCAGUCUGGAAGAGAAGAUUGCUGCACUCUUUGAUCUUGAAUAUUAUGUUCAUCAGAUGGAUAAUGCACAGGACCUGUUUUCCUUUGGUGGCCUUCAAGUCGUGAUCAAUGGGCUGAACAGCACAGAGCCCCUGGUAAAGGAGUAUGCAGCAUUUGUGCUGGGGGCUGCCUUUUCCAGCAACCCAAAGGUCCAGGUGGAGGCCAUCGAGGGGGGAGCCCUGCAGAAACUGCUGGUCAUCCUGGCUACGGAGCAGCCUCUCACUGCAAAGAAGAAGGUCCUGUUUGCACUGUGCUCCUUACUGCGACACUUCCCCUAUGCCCAACAGCAGUUUCUGAAGCUAGGGGGGCUGCAGGUCCUGAGGAGCCUGGUGCAGGAGAAGGGCACAGAGGUGCUGGCUGUGCGUGUGGUCACCCUGCUCUAUGACCUGGUCACUGAGAAGAUGUUUGCCGAGGAGGAAGCCAAGCUGACCCGAGAGAUGUCCCCAGAGAAGCUGCAGCAGUAUCGCCAGGUGCACCUCCUGCCAGGCCUGCGGGAACAGGGCUGGUGUGAGAUCACUGCCCACCUCCUGGCACUGCCUGAGCAUGAUGCCCGUGAAAAGGUGCUGCAGACACUGGGCGCCCUCCUGGCCACCUGCCGGGACCGCUUCCGUCAGGACCCCCAGCUCAGCAGGAUGCUGGCCAGCCUGCAGGCGGAGUACCAGGCACUGGCUACCCUGGAGCUCCAAGAUGGCGAGGAUGAGGGCUACUUCCGGGAACUGCUGGGCUCCAUCAACAGCUUGCUGAAGGAACUGAGAUGAGGCGCCCACCCAACACUGAGACUAGACUGGGAUGCUGCUAGCAAGGCUGAAGGGCACCAGCUUUGGUGGGCUCUUCAGGGGACACCAGACAAGAGGGAGGACUUCCCUGCUGAGGCCUGGGUAUCAUCUGGGCAGUGCUAGCUUGGCCAUUAAAUAGAGACAUGAAGGCCA